Molecule: messenger RNA, 1987 nt
Organism: Nylanderia fulva
Lineage: Eukaryota; Metazoa; Arthropoda; Insecta; Hymenoptera; Formicidae
Product: aurora kinase A activator-like protein bora
Biological process (GO): regulation of mitotic spindle organization; regulation of mitotic nuclear division; activation of protein kinase activity
Cellular component (GO): nucleus; cytoplasm
Molecular function (GO): protein kinase binding
Source: RefSeq, a predicted model, not a curated record
AAAUAAGGAAUUUUUUCUAAGCUUAAGUGGGGAAAUUUCAGUUUUACAUCUGGUAACACUGACUAGAAUUUAGAAACGACUCGCGUAAACAUUCAAACAUACUCGAAGCAUGGAUUACAUUUUUAUUUCGUGAUUCUCUUUGUAAAAAAAAAUGCGAAUUGUACGAUGUAAUAGUCACGCAUGUAGACUGAAAUAAUUGACAGGAUCGUUGACGUUUCGAGGUGUUUUUAAGAAUUUUCAGAGAAUUUACGACGAAUCUCUGCCUUGUACAGAAUCAGAGAAUUCUCUUCUUCUGGAUGUUAUGGAGCAAGCAAGAUUCGGUACACCCAAGGCGCAGAGAGUCGGUAGCCCUUUAAUAAAUAAUCUCUGGGGGCACAGGACCUCCCCGGUGAAACGAGGGAACGAGAUGCAGUUGAGACGAGCCCAUGAUCAGCUGAACGGAGGACCAUGCUUACCUUACACCGGUCUACCGAGUCACAUCACUCCACCGUCCAAGCUGAGGAAGCUCAUCAGUAAAAAUCCGUUCGAGCCUGACCUGAUUAAUAGGCUGCAUCUACCUGUCAUCAGUCCGACUAUAUUCGCCAAGGUAUCGAGUCCUAUGCAAGAGUCGCCGGGAUUUAAAUGGAACGUAGACGAAUUAGCACGUAUAAAACCGGCGAGGAUCGAAGAAUUUCCUGUGCACCAGAUGCAGUCUCCGGAUCCAGAACUGGAAGUGAAGGCCCAGGCUGCUAUAGAUUGUUUCUUUAAACAGAAUCAUAUCAUUCCUAGUCCAUGGGAUGUCAGACAAAAGGAAAAUAAGUCGUCUUCGAGCACUCCCAAUAGACCUCUGGACGAUUUCAAUUCUACUAAGGACCUGUCAAAGUCGAAGAAAGAUGUAUUUAGUCAGACGGUCUUGUCUUUGCCUUUUGACUUACCACAAAAUGUUGAAGAGGCUUUGAAACCUUUCUUCACAUUUACUCAGGAACAAAAUGCAGAUAGCAAUGAUAUAAAUUUAAGUAAUAAUUCACUGAGAAGAAAAUUAUUUUUUAAUCAUGAAGAGUGUACCGAUAAUGACAGUUUUAUAUCUUUAUCACCAGUUAAAACUCGUAAUUCCAUGACAUUGUCUUGUAGUCCUCCUCAAAGUGGUAUGUUUGUUCAUGGCACACCAUUAAAGAGAUUGCAAACUAAACAAAAUAACAAGUCGUCUGCGGUAAAAUCUAAAAGUGUAUCACCACCUGACAUAUCACCGAUACAUACUACUGAGAACAAUGAAUUACACGAAAAAAUUGCACGUUGUUCUCGGUCGGCUAUUCGAUUAGACUUUGCAAUGGAUAUAAGUAUAGAUAAUGUAGUUGUGGACAAAAGUGAAAAUUCUAUUAAUGACACAUCUUUUAACGAAAAUAACAUGAAAUGUAUCGAGGACAAUCAUAAAAUAAUUGUAAAUAAUGAUAAAACAAAUUUAUGUGAUUCUGUUAAUAUGGAAGAAUCGCCUAAAAAUUUAACUAAAGCGAAUAAUUUCAAUGUAUUCAAUGAUCAAGGACACAAUAAUGGCAUCGAUUUAAAAAUUACGACUGAAAUAGAAAAUUCCAGACAAGAGAGUCACAAACAAAGUAAUACAAUGUUUGGCACGUCUGAUCAGCAAAGUAUUUCAAAUUCAGCUCAAGACACAGGUUAUCAAACUUACAGUAUGAAUAAUACGAUGCAUACAGUGGACAGUUAUAAUAAUAUAUCAAUGAAUUACAAAACUCAUUGUAAUGAAAGACAAGUAACAUCUAAGGUUAACAAUACUCAACUAUCCUGGAGAGAGAAUAUAGAAAAUGUAUUCAGUUCCACACCUUCCAAAUAUAAUAAGGAUUGAUAAAGAACUGAACGAUAAUUGAAUUAAUAUUGAUAUUUAGAGAAUGAAAAUAAACUGCAAUGCGAUUGAUAAUAGCAAAUGUGACACUGAUGUACAUAUGACUUUUAUAUGCUUAUUUUGUCUCUUUUAUUAAAUGAAAUUUUUAAAGAA